UGCUCACUUCCGGCAAAAUGGCGACUAUUUACAUGAGCGACAGCGUGACAACGAAAUAAUGUUGAAUGAAUGACAUCUGCCAGAGAGACUGCUAAAGUAUUUACAGGAAAUCAAGUGAUAUCACAGAAGGAGUAGAAGAUUGAUCAGUCAAGAUGUCGUCUAAAACGUAUGAUCCCCGUAAAUUUGAGUUUGUGGCAAGGAUGGGUCGAAUUGUUGUGCCAAACCAGAAUUCCAAGACACAAGAGCCGAUCCCUGUGACAUUCCGCAUCCCUGAGCCCCCACAACAGGAACUGGUGCAAGAUGUUCUCCUUGGCCGGAACAUGAGGGCAGCUCCCUUUGGGAAACCCAUUGACGUGUCCAUUAAUCUGGAUGACUUUAUACAAGAUCUUCCACGUCAUAGAUGCAGCCUUGAGGACAAUGUACAUGAUGAUGGCUCGACAAGAAAAACGAUGCUUAAGGAAAUGAUGGAGAGUCGAGCAAGGAUCCAAAAGAAACGAGAAGCACAAAUGCAUGCCCAACAGCUGGUGAAUGAAGCUCUGCUACAGAGCGAGUUGAGGGCGUCAAGGAAGCGUGAAGACAUGUUGCAGAAUAUCAUGACCAAACUUGACGAAGGGGAAAACAGAUCCGGGGCGAACCUGAAUAAUGCCGAAAUAUUUGAGGAGGGUACACCACCGGAACUGAAGGAGUACAUUCAGGAAGAACUUCAACGUCUUGUUCCUAUUUUCAAAGAAGGUGAAACAUAGAAUUUCUUGUUUAUCAAUGGAUUUGGAGUCCAGUAGCCAUUAGGACCAUGUUCCUGGUAUGUAGUGUAUUUGACAUUGCAGGUUAGAGAACUAGGGGGGAAUGAUCAGCCAAAGAUCAGAUGAUGCAGUGAUGAUACAAGCUAUAUAUAUAUAUACAUCAGAGCACGGGUUACAUGGUAUGAAAAUAUAUUGUAAGAUACUAUCCGAUGUCUGUGCAAAUUUUCAAGCCAUUAUGUGAUAUAUUCAACUUAUAAGAUGUGUCUUGUGUUUGGGCCUCUGUCCUAUUGAUAAUGGAAUAUGGCUUUUGACAUGGCUAGUGUCAAAUAUGGUAUUGUGUAUGAUACAACAAAUUUAGUGUUGAGGCACAUAUAACGCAACGAAAUAUAGCAAUACUCCCCUGCAGGCAACCGGAGAAGAAACAUGUUUUCCCUUGUACAACAUUCCGAAAAUAAUCCUUCCACUCAGGAUUCAUUAUCAGCUUCAACUCCAGGGAUUGGUUAAGGUGAAGAAAGGGCAGAUAACAUAGUUGAUUUGAUAUAGAAAUUACUAUACCGUAUUCGACGUAAUAAGCGCCUGAAAUGUUUAUGUACGACAGAUAUAUUUUUCCAGAAUUUAAUUGCCCAUAAUUAAGUGUGCAUAUAACACAUGAGUGCGUAUUAUACGCAAAUAUAUAAGUCUUGUGUACAUUGAUCAAUCGGAAGGGGUGCUAAUUAGGAUUGUUCACUGGCCAAUAUAUUAGCAAAUAUCGCCGUGGGUGCUUAUUAGAGCGGGGCGCUUAUUACGACAAAUCUACAUGUUUUAGCGUAGGUAUGAAUAAUAGAGAAUUGAUCAAUGAUGUUUCCACAUACUGGGUUAUUCUAGAGUUCAACUGUUUGCCAGUUUGAGAGACUCGGUCUUACUCUUCAAUGGUCCAAGAGAAAGUGUUUGUUUCGUCCCUAUUGUAUUUAUCUGUAGCAAUGGUACCUAGUGCAAUAGGUACCAGUAGUAUAUGUUAGACCGCUCACCAGUAUAUGCCUAUACUAUAUCGUGUAUAUCAAAUACUUUACUAUGUGAAUAUUAUUAAUAAACAUGCUGAACGAGUGGGAAUAUUUGUGCUUUCCAACAGGAAUUUGUACUAGCCCCGGGCUAGCGGGCUAGUGUUAAUUUCUAACCCUGUUACACAAAAAUAAACAGAUAGCAAUUUUUUAUGUGUGCGAAAAUUUGGGAAUUGACAAUAAGGAAAGAAUGAACCAUUCUCAAAAUUAACAUUUUUGUACUUUAAACCCUAGUAACCAUGAUUUGCCAAACAACAUCCAUUAUUUGAUGUUGGGAACAUGGGUAUGUCAUUAUUAUUUAUGUAUUGUACCUGUAUCGCAUGGAAUGUCCAGCACGUUCACCACAAUGAAAUACUUGUCAUGCUGUCAACCCACAUUUACCGUGGAUUAGUAAACUUGGAUAUCCACUUUUUGUACUUGUAUAGGUAGUCUGUGUGUUAGUGAUACAUAUGAGUUUUGUCCAGCUUCCAUUUACAUAUUUUGAGAAGAUAAAACUUUUCCUUCAUGAAGCCCACCUUACAUGUUCCUUGGCUGUAAUAUAGUGAUGUCAUCUUUAAUCCCAGUAUUGAUGUAUUGAGACACUUGUGCACACAGUCGGUGUGACAAUACUGGGGUGUCCUGAUGAGACACUUGUGCACACAGUCGGUGUGACAAUACUAGGGUGUCCUGAUUCAUCCCAGUAUUGAUGUAUUGAGACACUUGUGCCCGAAAUCGGUGUGACAAUACUAGGGUGUCCUGAUUCAUCCCAGUAUUGAUGUAUUGAGACACUUGUGCCCACAAUCGGUGUGACAAUACUAGGGUGUCCUGAUUCAUCCCAGUAUUGAUGUACUGAGAUGCAGUAUUGAUGUAUUGAGACACUACAUAUGUAACACUACAAUAUAUGAUCAUCAUUGUGCCUGGAGAUUCCUCAACAGACUCGGACACAUCAUGUGAUGCCUUCAAUGUCAACUGAUCAGUUCAUGUCUGAGCUGAUUGUCAGUCUGUGUAAUUAUGUAAUCCACAGCAGGGAUUGUUGUUCAUCCAGUGAAUUGUUAGGUCUAGGUUUGAUUUCAUACAGGAUGCUUAGUUUGCUCCUUGGUAGCUAAAUUUUAAUAACUUAUUAGGAUGUUCAGUCAGGCUGGCUCAGAAUCUGCCUGUCUGUGGAUUCCACUUAAAUUUAAAAAUAAUAAAUUAUUCAUUCAGGUCUCUGUGUGAAAACAGUUCAAUAGUUGUAAGUCCUCAGUGUGUGCUCAGCAACCGCUCGAGGGGAGUGAGGGAUGGGAAAUAUUGAUGAUGAUUGAUUUCAUAUUUUGCCUUAGGGUUUACUGACUAUACGCCUUAUAUGGAAAUAUCACUUUAAGGAGAUUCCUGUAACCGUCUUGUUCAAUGUGUCCACAGAAAUGUCACUGAGUUCAGGAUAUUGUCUGUGGAUUGUAACCAUUGCUACCCUAUAUUGUAACUGCAUGUCUUUCUCGGAUGUACUUUUUUUACAUCCUAUGUAUGAUAAAUAACGAUUUUGCUUUUGCAAGUUAUACUCUGUUUUGUGACGAAGAAUUGCAUUUUUCAAUUUGCUACCCUCCACUUACAUCUUACAUGUUUAAUGAGGUGAAUAAUUGUCCUGCCUUUGCUUGUGUUACAUUCUGUUAGAGUGUGUUACAUUCAACAGUUACAUUGUUUAUGUGAUAACAUUUUAUUUCUGCUUUUAUAGUUUUUAGUCA
This is a messenger RNA of Haliotis rufescens (red abalone), 3474 nucleotides long. RefSeq lists its product as uncharacterized. Lineage: Eukaryota; Metazoa; Mollusca; Gastropoda; Lepetellida; Haliotidae. The transcript has 6 exons. Bases 153 to 743 code for a protein of 196 amino acids. The record is from RefSeq and is a predicted model, not a curated record.